Messenger RNA from Linum trigynum, 4139 nucleotides. The record is from the annotation of a GenBank genome assembly. Lineage: Eukaryota; Viridiplantae; Streptophyta; Magnoliopsida; Malpighiales; Linaceae.
GAUUAUUGAUGACAUGGCAAACAAAAUUGUUGACGGGGCCUGAUAUGUCAAUUUAAAUAAAAAAUAAAAAUAAAAAAGUUUUCCACCUCAUUCUCUCCUUAAAUCCACCGCAACCUUUCUCUUCUCCUUUCUCUUCGCACGAUCCGCAGUCCGACGAACGACGACCACCACCCUCCUCUGUUCAGGCCGGAGCCGCUCCAGACCCGCCUCACCAAUUUCUUCUACAGCAUAGUUCUUUCCCUCAUGGCGACUAGAGUUCUGCAUCUCUCUCUAUCAACUAAAGAGGCUGCUCUUCUUGCUUCACCUCUUCACCGAACUUGCCAAAAUAAACCACCCACACAUACGACUCCUUUCCCUGACGACGGGUCCAAAAAACCCAAUAUCCAGGCGCUGGUCCCCACCAAUUUCUCGAACCCAUCGCGUCUAUCGGAAUCAUUCGGUUCUCCGAUCUGAUCCUUCGCGAGUUCACGAGGCAAUUUUGGGGCUCACAGAGCCUAGGCUUCCCACCGACGCCAACAUGGCGCCGAUCCUCCCGAGCAGCGAUUUGCCUGAGGAUUUCGAUUGGAGAGAGAAGGGAGUGGUUAAUCCCGUCAAUAAUUAGAGAAACAGAUCUCAGCCGUAGCUGCUCGCUCCCUUGCUCCGAUUGAACUCCAAGCGCCGUUUUCCGCUGCGGCCUCCAUCAGCUAUCUUUCGCAGCCCAACAUAAAAAAACCCUCCCAGAUCUCCCCGUCUCCCUCUUCAUCGCCAUUUUCCUUAGCUCCCAAAUCUUGUCCUCCAUAAUCUUCAAUCCACCUCUCUCACCUCCUUCUCUCUCACGAAUCUAGAUUCAACGCCUCGUUCUCCCUUUCCAGCACCGUGAUUCUCUUGGCGUGCAUGGAGGCGGUCGAGGUAAUUGGCAACGUCGAAGUUGGUGGCGGUGUUGGGUCCCGUUCGAUUGCCUGGAUGUAGGCUCCGACGGUGAGAAUGGGGUUAAUUAUUUUAGUUUUUUAAAAUGACAUGUCAUUAUUUUAUGGUCGAGUCAACAAUUCUGUUUGCCAUGUCAUCAAAAAACUGACGGAGUUAACGAAGCCUGACGGUCGGUGACUAACGGUGAAACGAUUUGUAAAGUUAGUGGUCAAUAAGAAAGAAAAAUAAUUUGGGUGGCAAACAUGAAAGAUUUAUGUAAUUUGAGUGACCAAACGUGUAAUUUAGCCAACGAACAAUGUAAUUUUGCUUCCAAUUCAUAAUCUCCGCCGGUACCGUCCGGUUUCCUCCCUCUUCUCCGAUGAUCGAGACUUCCAACAGGUUCGGUUGAUGGGCCGCCAUGGCUGUGUUCUUUUGGAGAAGGGGAAAGAAGAUUUCAGGAGCUUGAGGUGAGGUUAGAACUUAGAAGGGACUCGUCGAGGACUUGUGGGUAAUGUAUAAUUGGAGAUCCUAAUUUUAUGCGGAUCCCUUUAACUGGGUAAGGUACUAGUCAAUCGACUUGAUUAGGAAUUUAGGUAGAAGGAUGUGUUUUUCCUUUUCCUUUCUUAUACCUGGGAGGCUAAAAGAGGAAUGUUUUAGCGAGUGCAAGGAAGGUGUUCGACGAAAUGUCCAAGAGAGGUGCUGUCUCUCAGGAACUCGAUGAUCCUUGGGUAAUUCAGGAGCGGGAAUAAUGUACGUUGGAUUUCUUCGAAAGAAUGGAUAGUAGAAGAAAUAUCACCUCUUGGCAAAGAAAGCAUUCGAAUGUUCUUCACAGAGUUUGAGCCGUGUGGAACUGAUGCUAGCAGACCAUAUGAGAUAACAACCUGUCAGUUUACUUGUCAGCCUGUGUACUGAUACCCAGUUACUUAAAAGGGAGUGUGAAUGUGAUCCUGUGGAUAUAUAGCUUGUAUGAAGUUCUCUACAGUACCGCCAACAAAUUAUGAGUUGUUUGCAAGCGAGUUCCCCUGGGACACUGUGAAUCUGUGAUCGAGGAUGGUGGCUAAAAUCAGUAACAGACAGACAAGCCGUCAACCUUAACAGUCAGUGAGUUCCAAGGAAGAUCAUUCACAGGUAACAUCAAUUGUUAUACAGGCUACAUCUAGCUUGCUGCACUAUCUGCAAUUUCAAAUAGUGGCAGUUUUAGCUAACCAUUCAGACGGUUUAGAAAGCUACGUAGUUUGGUACCAACUCUGAAGGUACUGCUCGUAGCUGAAAAUGGUGCAUUAACUGAAAAGUGAAAUCAGAAUUCAAAGGCUACGCCACGCGGUUGGGUUGAUGAAACCAGUGAAAAAAUUGUUUUUAAAAGAAUCCGUGAUUGAUACGGGUUAUAACUACAAAGAAUUGGUCACACAACAGGAUAUAUUUUCAGCCGUCUUUUGAAAGACAAAAGGACAAGAUAAACUUCCAGAUUAAGAAAUGAAAGCGAAGGAAAUAAAACUGGUAAAUAACUGAAUAUAUAAUACUCUUCUGCAGUGUUGCUUGCUCUGAUUUUUGUAUUACCCUGAAUACCUGAUCUCUUAGGAUGAGUCGCCUUCCUGCCGCAGUUCUCCUGUUUGUUCUUGUUCUGGGUUAUUUCCAUACUUCCAUCAUCUUGCUUCUUUGUGGGUUUUUGAUCUUCUUCCUUGUGGUGUUUGUUUUACGGUAUGCGUUGUUCUACAUCAAAGAAUCGGUGGUGAAGAAUCAUCAGCGGCCUCCCGUCGUUGGCCCAAUUCUGUUGCAGCUCGUUCACUUUGAUUCACUCUUCGAUUAUCAGACAUCUCUUGCUAGGAAACACCCAACGUAUCGUCUCCUCACUCCAUCCCACAGUGAAAUUUAUACCGUGGAUCCUUUUAAUGUUGAAUACAUACUGAAAACCAACUUCCCCAACUAUGGGAAGGGGGACUACAAUCUGGGAAUCAUGAACGAUCUUUUUGGGGAUGGAAUUUUUGCAACGGAUGGGGAUAAAUGGCGUCACCAGAGGAAGCUUGCCAGCCAUGAAUUCUCAACCAAAGUUCUCAGGGAUUUCAGUACUAAUGUUUUCAGGGUCAACGCCACGAAGUUGGUUUCAAAGAUCACUGUUGCAACAGCAGCUAUGGAGACCAUAGAUAUGCAGGAUAUGCUGAUGAAAUCAACUUUAGACUCGAUGUUCAAGGUGGGAUUUGGGAUGGAACUCAAUGCUUUGUCUGGAUCAGACGACCUCGGUCAGCAAUUCGCUAGAGCAUUCGACGAUGCGAAUUCUGUUACCUUCAGGAGAUUCGUUGAUAUGACGUGGAAACUCAAGAGGAUCUUCAAUAUAGGUUGGGAAGCUAAUCUGAAGCAGAACAUGAAAGUCAUCGAUGCCUUCAUAUAUAAGCUGAUUGAACGCAAGAGAGAACAAAUGAGAAAUGGAGAAACUCUUCUGGGGAAGGAAGACAUACUGUCCAGGUUUCUGUUGGAAAGUGAGAAAGACCAGGAGAACAUGACUGAUAAGUAUUUGAGAGACAUAACCCUCAAUUUCAUCAUAGCAGGAAAAGACACGACUGCAAAUUCCCUCACUUGGUUCUUCUACUCCCUCUGCAAACAUCCCCUGGUCCAAGAAAAGGUUGCUCAGGAAGUCAGGGAAGCUGCAACAGCCAAUCAGAAGGGAGAAGUAACAUCAGCUGAGGAGUUUGUGGAGCUGCUGACUCAGGAAGCUUUGGACAAAAUGCAUUACCUUCAUGCCGCUCUAACAGAAACUCUCAGACUCUACCCUGCAGUUCCUGUGGAUGGCAAGAGUGCUGCUGAGGAUGACGUUCUCCCAGAUGGCUUUAGAGUGAGAAAGGGAGAUGGAGUCACCUACAUGGCUUACGCCAUGGGAAGGAUGACUUCUAUUUGGGGUGAAGAUGCAGAGGAAUUCCGGCCAGAACGAUGGCUGAACGAGGAUGGCGUGUUCAGCCCAGAAAGUCCCUUCAAGUUCACUGCUUUUCAGGCGGGACCUAGGAUCUGCCUGGGGAAGGAGUUUGCUUACAGGCAGAUGAAAAUCUUCGCAGCAAUCCUACUCUACUUCUUCAAGUUCAAGCUGGUGGACGAGAGCAAAGGUGCGACGUAUCGUCUCAUGUUCACGCUUCACAUGGAUGGUGGCCUCCAUUUGCUUGCCCUCCCUAGGCUCCACAGCUGAUGAAGAACACCUUCGGAAACUACCCUGGAGUUUUCAUUGCUGCUUUACAUUUCAUGUCUGUUAAAAAAGUAGUAUUCCUUUC